GGAAAUGUCUUAAGAAGUAAAGCCUAAUACAACUGACCGGAAGAGAUGGUAAAGGGAAGUGUUAUCUCAUUACUAAUGCGGUUACUAUUGGCGGAGGUAUUGUGUUCACACAUAUGUGAGGGCCGCCGGACACCAGUGUUCUCAGCAUCACUGCCGGGGAGGUGUCCCUCACCUCCCUGUGAAUGCACUGCCGAUGACCUAAACCGGAAACAAGUCACGUGCUCUGUGGGUAAUCUCACAGCCAUUCCGGUGGACAAAAUGGAUAAAUCAAUUCAAGUCCUCAACAUAACAGCCCCUCAAAGCAAUGUGAAUCACAUAACUCUGGGAAGAAUAUUCUUGGACUUACAUCAGUUGGAAGAGGUGCACAUCACGUACAGCAACCUCCCGGCCAUUGGCGACUCGUCCUUCUGGCCGGGAACAGCUCUCAGACUCUUAAAUCUAAGUCACAACAGCAUCACAAUCGUGAGGGACAGUGAUUUCAAUCGGUUGGACGGUCUGACAACUCUAGACCUGAGUGACAACCACUUGUCGAGGGCUCCAUCGGCGGCCUUCCGUCACCUGACAAACUUGACAUCACUUUCAUUGGCUCGCAAUCGGUUCACAAAACUGGUUCCGCGACUCUUCUACAAACUCGAGAGACUGGAAGUACUAGAUCUCAGUGGAAACCCUUUGCGCGAAAUACACGGCGAGGACUUUAAAGACAUUAGAAACCUAUCGGCUCUUAAUCUAUCGAAAUGUCGUUUAGAAAAA
Molecule: messenger RNA, 750 nt
Organism: Oppiella nova
Lineage: Eukaryota; Metazoa; Arthropoda; Arachnida; Sarcoptiformes; Oppiidae
Source: the annotation of a GenBank genome assembly